GUGACGAUUGUGAGUUCGACAGUGUUAUUCGAAUUUCUGAUCUUCUUCGACUGCAGACUGUUGAUGUUAUGAUACGUCUAGUUGACGAGUUUGUGGUUUCAGGUCAAAGUAUCCAAAGUAUUAGCAUUAGAGAUGAGUCUAGACCCCCCACUAUUGUCAACAUUGAUGGUUGUACUCACUUGAAACUCUUGCUUUUGAUGUCUGAUAAUAUGACUGACACACAAUUCCAUCACCUUCUCUCAAAGCUGCCUUUGCUCGAGGAACUUUAUCUUUUUCAUUGUUAUAAACUUGAAGAAAUAAAGAUUUCAAAUCCUAAACUCAAGACACUAGUGGUUUCCCUUGAAUGUCAAACCUCUCUCAAGAUUCUAGAAAUUGCAGCACCAAGUUUGAAAAGUUUCAUCUUUACUUCUGGUGUUUUCGAUCCAAAUUCUUGUAAGAUCAAGGUGGCAGACUGUUGUUGUAGUUUGGAAACCUUGGUGUUGUUUAAGUAUUUUGCCGCGGAGGGAGCUAUUCAGAAUCUUAUUUCAAAAUUUCCAUUGCUUGAGAAUCUCUGGAUCAUUGGCUUUACGGAGUUGGAAAGGAUGAGCGUUCAGAAUCUUCGACUCAAGAGGCUGCAUAUUGCUGGAUGCUUAAAUUUGAAAGCAGUGGAGGUUUGUAGUCCAGAUUUAUUUGAGUUUCACUGUACAGGUCGUGAGUCACCCAAAUUUUCAGUAGCUGACAUGAAGGCAUCUGGUGGCUUGAAGUUUGAGGAUGAGACUAGCAGGAUUUGGUUGAAAAGAUUUAAGAGGAUGCUAAUAAAUAUUGUUGGAAUAAAAGAUGAUGAGAUUCUUGGGAUGAUUUAUGUUGAAUGAACUUCUAUAUUAAAUUAUCCGACUUAUAAUUUGUUUGUCAUCAUAAGAAACUUUAGAAAUUUACGUAUCAAGUUGUUGGGGUUUCUGUUUCCAGUUUAUCAGGUUUUGAGGAGUUGUUAUUCUGAACCACCUGUUAUUAUUAUU
Messenger RNA from Rubroshorea leprosula, 995 nucleotides. The record is from the annotation of a GenBank genome assembly. NCBI's taxonomy places the organism in Eukaryota, Viridiplantae, Streptophyta, Magnoliopsida, Malvales, Dipterocarpaceae.